This is a messenger RNA of Rana temporaria (common frog), 2459 nucleotides long. It is a transcript of the gene GATAD2B, whose product is annotated as GATA zinc finger domain containing 2B. Gene Ontology annotation, molecular function: zinc ion binding; sequence-specific DNA binding. Gene Ontology annotation, biological process: negative regulation of transcription by RNA polymerase II. The transcript is spliced from 12 exons. NCBI's taxonomy places the organism in Eukaryota, Metazoa, Chordata, Amphibia, Anura, Ranidae. Gene Ontology annotation, cellular component: NuRD complex. The record is from RefSeq and is a predicted model, not a curated record. Bases 104 to 1939 code for a protein of 611 amino acids.
CUGUGGGCGGGGCCCCGUCCCCCCCUUGGCUCUCCUCCAAUCAGAGUCAUUGUUUGCGGGUGCCGCUGCCAGAGCCGCGAGGAGCCCGGACACGGCGGCCAGGAUGGACAGAGUGACAGAAGAAGCCCUCCGCCUCAACCUCCUGAAGAGGGGCCUGGAGCAGCCCGAUGACCGCGAGGAUGUUCUGGCCAAACAGCUGAAGAUGGAAGGCCACGAGGCCAUGGAGAGGCUAAAGAUGUUGGCUCUUCUCAAGAGGAAAGACCUUCCAGGGCUGGAACUGUCGCACGACCACUCUGCCAAGCAGGACGGACUCAAAAUGUACGACGAGAAGAUGAACGGGAACCUGAGGCCCCACGUGGACACCCGGCCGUCCGGAAGGCACGGCAAAGAGAACAUCGAGGAGCCGGUGGACAUGAGCUCCAGACGCGGUGACCCGGACCGGGCCGGACUGACCCCCUCCCCCGAUAUCAUCGUCCUCUCUGAUAACGAGGCCUCCAGUCCGCGCUCCUCCUCCCGAUGUGACGACAAAAUAAAGAUGGCCAACCUGGAGAUGUAUAAGGGGAAGAGCCUGGAGGAGCGGCAGCAGAUGAUUAAGCAGUUGAAGGAGGAGCUUCGGCUGGAGGAGGCGCGGCUUGUGCUGCUGAAGAAGUUACGGCAGAGUCAGCUCCAGAAGGAGAACGUCCUGCAGAAGAAUCCCGCGGCGCAGAACGCGUCAGCCAUCGUCCAGCCGUCUCCCACCCACGUGGGGCAGUCCAGCCUGGCCAAAGUCCCGUCGCGGCCCGGAGCCCCGGGAUUGGAGGUGCAGAAUCUGCGCAGCAUUCAGACUCACAGCGUCAUACGCUCCUCCUCCAACGCCACCUUACCCCACAUGAUGAUGUCACAGAGAGUCAUCGCCCCCAACCCCACCCAGCUCCAGGGCCAGUGUGUGCCGCCCAAAUCCAGCCUGAUCCGGAACAGCACGCCGAGCAUCACACAGGCACUCAACUACCCGCAGCAGUCCACCUCGUCUGUCCAGUGCCAGCGUAACAACGCGUCGGCCAUGUACAUGAACCUCGGCUCCCACAUGCAGGGCGGCAACGUCAACCGAGUGUCUUCCCCUCUGCCCAGCCCCAGCGGGAUGCAGGACCCCGUCAGCUCCCAGGCCGCCGCCAAGCUGGCCCUACGCAAACAGCUGGAGAAAACGCUGCUGGAGAUCCCCCCGCCCAAACCGCCCGCCCCGCUCCUCCACUUCCUGCCCAGCGCCGCCAACAGCGAGUUCAUCUACAUGGUGGGCCUGGAGGAGGUCGUGCAGAGCGUCAUCGACAGCCAGAGCAAAGGCUGCCCCUCGCUGCUUCACAUGGACCCCUUCAGCUGCGCCCAGUGCCGCACCGACUUCACCCCCCACUGGAAGCAAGAAAAGAGCGGCAAGAUCCUGUGCGAGCAGUGCAUGACGUCCAAUCAGAAGAAAGCACUGAAAGCAGAACACACCAACCGACUAAAAAACGCCUUCGUCAAAGCCUUGCAGCAGGAGCAGGAGAUCGAGCAGCGGUUGCAGCACCAGGCCUCCUUAUCACCGGGCACCCCUCCGGCCGUCAGCAAGCAGGAAAGCAUCAUACGGCAUCACUCCAUGAGACCGGAGAAUGGAAUGUGGCAGGGUCUGCCGGGCCCGUGGGGAGGAACCAAUUCCAGACCGCUACACACCCAAAGAAAGGCCGCACAGCCACAGAGCGCGAUGCAGAGAGGAAUGCCCACCGCCCGCUCCAUGCUCUCCAACUUUGCCCAGGCACCACAAUUACCCGUGUCCGGGAGCUUGCUUGGCAUGCCAGGUGUGAACAUCGCGUACCUGAACGCCGGAAUGGGAGGCCACAAACCCGUCACCCUGGCGGACCGGCAGCGAGAGUACCUCCUGGAUAUGAUCCCACCACGUUCCAUAUCGCAGUCCAUCACUGGGCAGAAAUAGCCACAGCUUACCCAACCCCCCCAACCCAACCCAACACCCAACACCCUGCAUCGGACAGACUGGCAGACCUUACCGAGGCCUGGGAUGAGCCAGUCCAACCCCUCCCCCCACCCCCUUUUACCUCCUUCCCUCCAAGAGCAGCUUAUAAAGGGUCAGUGUUUUGUGCUUGUUUUGUCCUCAGACUGGCUUCGCUUUUUAUUUUUAAGAAUAUUUUUGAUUUUUUUUUAUACUUUUUUUUUCUUUUUUGUUGUUUUUUUCUCUCGCUGGUGCCACCUGCAUAGUAUAACUUUAUUUGGAUGACUCCUCCUUCUGGUGGAUGGUAUAAAGCCGAGGGGACCCGAGAUGAUAACCCCCCCUUCGCAAAAAAAAAAAAAGGGGGAGGCGGUGCUAUUCUGCCAGCUGCCGCCCCACCCCAAAAGGGGGAGGGGCAGCCUGUGGUCGACAUACAGUCACCACCUUUCAGAAGCUCUGCAGUGCAGAGUAUUACUUCUCUCCGUUAAACGGACUUGAAAGAAAAAAA